Archocentrus centrarchus (flier cichlid) is the source of this 2767-nucleotide messenger RNA. RefSeq names its product vesicle-associated membrane protein-associated protein B/C-like. The transcript is spliced from 6 exons. Gene Ontology annotation, cellular component: endoplasmic reticulum membrane; plasma membrane. Gene Ontology annotation, molecular function: FFAT motif binding. Bases 299 to 1042 code for a protein of 247 amino acids. Gene Ontology annotation, biological process: endoplasmic reticulum membrane organization. Lineage: Eukaryota; Metazoa; Chordata; Actinopteri; Cichliformes; Cichlidae. The record is from RefSeq and is a predicted model, not a curated record.
CAGCGUGACGUCGCCUUUCCCCUCUUCGUCUCCGCUGCUAGCAGAAUUAGCAAUAGCACCUUUUAGCCUCCAGCAGCUGUCGGUGGCAGUCAGUCAGCCAGCCUGUCAGUCCGAGUGGUGGUGUCCGUUUAUGCGUGUGUAAAUCCCCCCCACUUUUUUUUCCUCUUCCCCUCCACCCGUAGAAAACCCGACGACGGCCGGGUUGUUUUUUUCGGGAGCCAGCUUUUGCUUCACCUCUGCGGGCCACCUGCGAUAAAAAUAUUGUCCUCGCCGUCACGACAGGAAGAAGCCCUGGGACAUGGCGAGACCAGAACAAGUCCUGCUGCUGGAGCCACAACACGAACUGAAAUUCAGAGGCCCGUUUACAGAUGUUGUCACCGCCACUCUGAAGCUGACCAACCCCACAGAUAGAAAUGUGUGUUUCAAAGUCAAGACGACCGCCCCUCGCAGAUACUGUGUGCGCCCAAACAGUGGCAUCAUUGAUGCUGGAACCUUCAUAAAUGUUUCUGUUAUGCUGCAGCCUUUUGACUAUGACCCCAAUGAAAAGAGUAAACACAAAUUCAUGGUGCAGUCCAUGCUGGCUCCGUACGACAUGACUGACAUGGAGGGAGUUUGGAAGGAGGCAAAGCCCGAAGAGCUGAUGGAUUCAAAGUUGAGAUGUACAUUUGAGAUGCCUCUAGAAAAUGGGGAAACUCAUGAGAGUGAAAGCAUCAAACCUGUGUCUUCCUCUGCCUCUGUUAAGACUGAGCACUCUGUCCUGCCCAAGUCAGCCAGCGCCUCGCUGGAUGAUGGAGAGGUGAAGAAGAUCAUGGAGGAGUGCAAGCGACUGCAGAUGGAAGUGCAGAGGCUACGGGAAGAAAACAAACAAAUCAGGGAGGAUGAUGGCCUGCGGAAGAGAAAGGUGACAUCACUGACCACCCCUCACUCCUCCUCCGCCAUGGCCACCACAGCCGUGAGGGACGAAGGCCUAAGCACCCGCGUUCUGGCGUUCUGCGUGCUCUUCUUUGUGAUCGGAGUCAUCAUUGGCAAGCUGGCCCUGUAGGGACACAGACGGACAGAGCACAGUGACAGACAGACGGAUGGACAGCGUGCCCGGGAGGACACGUAUCAGAGGCGGCGAUGGGGAUGUCUUCUGGGUUUAUGUUGAUCUGUUUCUUCCUUUUACUUUUUUUUUUUUCUUUUUUUUUUUCUUUUUUUUAAACAUUUAAGGCAAUGUGAUGGUUUGGUGUAAAAAGAAAGGUUAUCCCAAGUUAAACCAUGAGUGUGAGCGUCUUUGUCACAGUUCCUGCCUCUUCUUUUUUUUUUUCUCUCUUCUUUCCGUCCAUCUCUCUUCCUAAAAUGAUCUUCCCUAUCUUGCACAGGUAACUGUUAGUGGUGUGUGGAAGUGGCUUCACGCUGGCUGAAUGUCUUGAGUCUUUCAUUGAUUCAAGUUUUCUUGAGUUGCUCACGCAUCAUCUGUAGGAAAGCUCUAACACUCCUCUUCUGAUAAUCUCUUCCACUUAUUAUGAUAAUCUUAAAGGAGAGGUGAACAUAGCUGAUCAGUGAGACUUUUUUUUUUUCUUCUUGUAAAUUCAAGCUUCAUAUAUUGUCUUCUAAACACUUUUGGGUUUUAAAAAAAAAGACCCAGUAGAAGUCGCGCGUGUGUGUGUGUGUGUGUGUGUGUGUGUGUGUGUGUGUGUGUGUGUGUGUGUGUGUGUGUGUGUGUGUGUCUUGUUUUUUGCCUCGUGCAGGGGCGCUGAUGUGACAGACUGUGUGAAUGUUUUAAUGUGAGGAGACCACAGACGGUGAGAUGGCAGGCUGUUUUAGGACAAAGGAAGGGGGCUGGUUUGAAAAAAAUAAUCCAAACAGAUUUCUUGUAUUCAUCAAAAAUGGAGGUGUUUGAAAAUCAAAUUCAAUAUUUGGGUGAUCUAACCUGUUAUCCACAGCAAGGAAUCUAUAGAAAUUCAGUGAAGUCCACUUUUAGACCAUUUGUAAAAUGAUAAAUUCACAAUUAAAAAGGUGUCCUAUAGGGUGUUAUUUGUGAGUUUUUUUUUGUGUGUUUUUUUUUAAACAAAGCUGUAAUUUAGUUGAAGAUGUCACAUUUUCACAUUUUUAUUUUUGUUAGUAAUUACUUCCUCAGGCUCACGCACGCAGUGAUGCUGGAUGACAAAAAAGACCUAAUUUCCAACUUUAAAGCUGUGGAAAAAACCAACUCUUACAUAGUGUACUGAAAUAUAACAAGAGUUUUGGCCACCUUAUUUAAUUUUGCCCAUGGUGUAUUGACUUUGACCCUUCUGGUGUGCUACAGCAGUUCUUUGCUCCCCCCCCCUUCCUCAUUGUGUAGACACUUGGAUUCUGUUGUUUAAAAUAUUCAAAUGCACUAUUCUCAGAUAUGCACGCUGUAGUCUGCAUGGAAUAGCCUGAAUUUAUUAUGAUUAUUUUAUUUUUUUGUGUUGAAAAAUUAUGUUAACAAAACAAACAAAAAAAUACUGUCUUUUCCAAAAGGGACCAUCUUGAGUCUGGUUUUCAGUGUGUGUCCGCGUCUUAUUUCCAUCACCUUUUGUGUUUGUUUCCUAUUGAGCUCUGGUGGUUGAGAGAUAACACAGCUGUAUUAUCUUUGCUGUCACAUGACCAUCUCAGCAAACUCAUUUCUUUAAAAGUAAAAUAUUUUUUCUUUUUUUUUUUUUUGUUUUUUGUGGGGGAGGGGGUCAGAUAUGUGUGAAUGUGGGCAGCUGUGAGGAGGACUGACCUGUGAAUACACACUACAUUAAAGGAUUAAACAAAAAAA